Molecule: messenger RNA, 1230 nt
Organism: Miscanthus lutarioriparius
Lineage: Eukaryota; Viridiplantae; Streptophyta; Magnoliopsida; Poales; Poaceae
Source: the annotation of a GenBank genome assembly
AUGGGAGAUCGCGGGAGUGGUGGCGGAGGAGAAGGCGGUGGCCGGAUCCAGUACCCGUCCCUGACCUCUACCAACUACACUAGUUGGAGUAUCAGGGUUCAGGCGAUCAUGGAAGAUCAGGGCGUGUGGGAGGUGGUUGAGCCGGCGGGGGAAUCGUCGGAUCAAGGCGCAGCGGCGAGGAAGGUGAAGGACACCAAGGCACGGGCGCAUCUGCUCCAGUGCCUGCCCGAUGACUUGCUGAUGCAGGUCGCCACGAAGAAGACCAAGAAGGAGGUUUGGGACUCGCUCAAGGUGAGAUUCGUGGGGGAGGAGCGUGUCAAGGAGGCGAGAUUGCAGACGCUGAAGAGCGAGUUUGAUGGAUUGAGGAUGAAGGAUGAUGAAUCGAUUGAUUAUGCGAGAAAAGCCGGCGAGUAUGUCACGUUGGUGAAGAAGAUGUUCGACACCACGCCGGAGAAGUACAUCCAUGUGAUCGCCGGGAUCGAGCAGUUCUUUGACCUCAAGAAGAUCGCCGACGAAAGCCGCCGUGAGUGGGAGGCUCGGCAAAAGAAGUCCACUGGAGAGGGAUCUGGUGGUGGAAGGAAUCAUGGCAGUGGCCGUGGACGGGGUCAUGGCCGUGGCGGUGGAAGCAGUGGGCGCGGCAGUCAUGGCGAUGGUGGCAGAUAUGGCGCGGGGAAGCGUGACAAAAGCCACAUCAAGUGUUUUAAGUGCCACACCUAUGGACACUAUGCCAACAGGUGUCCAGGAGGUGGUGAGAAGAAGAAAGAAGAGGAGGCACAUCAUGUCAAGAAGGUGGAGUAUGAGCCUACAGUUUUGCUUGCUGAAACGGAGGAACCAGGACAGCUCAAGCAUCUGUUGUCGGAAAACAGUCAGCCUCAGGGAGUGUGUUGUCUGAAUGAUGGUGAACAGUGGGGAGCUGAUGAUGGUCACCAGUUUGAUGCACCUAGUGGAAACAACUUUGAUGGUGCAACUAAAAAUUCAAGUGGAGUGGGAGAGAACUCACAUUUAGGUUCUGUUCACAGUCAGGCAACAGGAGCAACAGCAUCAGAAAGUGCAGAGACAGGAGAUGUACCUGCUGAGAUGGAUGUUGAUGGCACUGUGGAUAUUGAUGAUGGACCUGUGAGAUUUAGAAACUUGAAUGAAGUAUAUCAGGGUUCAGUGGAAGUAGAACUGAAUUAUGACAGUGAAGUAGAAGCACUGAUGGCAGUCAUGGAGGAACCAACUUGCUACUAG